Molecule: messenger RNA, 1421 nt
Organism: Drosophila elegans
Lineage: Eukaryota; Metazoa; Arthropoda; Insecta; Diptera; Drosophilidae
Product: protein tumorous imaginal discs, mitochondrial
Exons: 2
Coding region: 17-1369 (450 amino acids)
Biological process (GO): negative regulation of apoptotic process; protein folding; mitochondrion organization
Cellular component (GO): mitochondrion
Molecular function (GO): heat shock protein binding
Source: RefSeq, a predicted model, not a curated record
CGUUGCGCGAUAAGUGAUGUUUCGUUUAAAAAUCUUUCGCAAUUCAGGGGACGCACUGAGCACUUUAAUCAGCGGAGUUGCGAAUGGAGGCUUUGGGAAGGCAGCUGGACCUUGCCUGAAGUUGGAUCGUGCUCCAGCUGCCGCCGCCUGCUGGGUAUGGUUGCGGUUGGUCAGUCAAUAUCAAUUCAGGACCACGAAACAGGCCUACUAUCCAGAUCGCCAGCAGGAGGCGAAGCGACCGACAGCGGGAUCCACGCCCCAACAGGUGUCGUCUCCGGCCGUGAAGAGCACGCAGGGCCGCGGCAUGCCCAAGGACUACUACUACAAGGUUCUGGGCGUCAAUAGGCACGCCUCCAUUCAGCAGAUCCGAUCGGCCUUCUAUGCGCUGGCCAAGCGCUAUCAUCCCGACUCCACGCACUCGGAGCAAAAGCUGAAGCACUUCCAGGAGCUGUCCAACGCCUACAACAUCCUCACCGACGAGACAAAGCGUUUGGAGUACGACCAGCUGGGCGGGAUCAAGGAUGAGCGCGCCUUCCUCGAGCAGGCAGGCAAUCCCAUGAAUGUGGACCUCGAGGAGGCCAAGAAGUUGGACUCGGAUAAGACGGCAAACGACGAUAUCAACAAGCUAAAGAACAACGAGUUCGAUCUGCAAUUGGACUUCCUGGAGGCCACUGUGGGCUGCAAAAAGCGAGUGGAGCUGCGCUACCUGCGCAAGUGCGAGACCUGCAAGGGCAAGUCGCAGCUGAUGGCGCACCGGGACGUGGGUAAGGAGCCCUGCCGACGUUGCAAUGGCACUGGAAAGGUGACGACUAAGACGGCUACCUUUUCCUCGGUAAACACGUGCACGCAGUGCAAGGGUAAGCGGUUCACGAAUCGCAACGAUUGCGAAACCUGCUCAAAUCGAGGAUUUGUGGUGUCUAGCGUGGAUGUUAUGGUACCAGUGCCAUCCGGAUCGCGGGAUGGGGAUGUGCUGAGCCUAGUUAAUCCGGCAACCAAGCAGCAGGUGACGUACCGCCUGACGGUGCCUGGUAGCGAUUAUUUCCGGCGCGUGGGCAACGACAUCCAGACGGACAAGCAACUGAACAUCUCGGAGGCCAUCCUGGGUGGCACCUUUCAGGUGCGUGGCCUGUACGAGAGCCUGGAGCUGCGGGUGGAGCCGGGCACUCAGUCGCACACCCAGGUGCUGCUCAAGGGCAAGGGCGUGCGGUCCAAGGAGGGCGUGGGCCACCACAUCGUCACGCUAAAAGUGCGCAUUCCCCGGAAUCUCUCCGUGAAGCAGCGCCAACUGGUUUUGGCCCUGUCCCAGGCAGAGGAUCCGGUUUUCGAGCCCAAGGCCAAAAGCAAGGAGGCGGCCGGUUUCAGCCCUUAAAAUUCUCUAUGUACAUGCUUAAUUGCGUUUAUAAAAUAGUGGCAGACACGAA